Molecule: messenger RNA, 1856 nt
Organism: Micromonas commoda
Lineage: Eukaryota; Viridiplantae; Chlorophyta; Mamiellophyceae; Mamiellales; Mamiellaceae
Exons: 1
Coding region: 1-1764 (587 amino acids)
Biological process (GO): carotene catabolic process
Molecular function (GO): carotenoid dioxygenase activity
Source: RefSeq, a predicted model, not a curated record
AUGCACGCGAUGUUGACAGCCCCCAUCGCCGCCCAGGCUCCGGCGCUGAGGCGCGCGUCCUCCCGCUCAUCCCGGGGCAAGCGCAUCGCGCCCCUCCGCAUCCGCGCCGCCAUCGCGGAUCCGGAUGCCGCUCUCCUGGCGAAGACCUCCGUCCCGGAGUGGAAGCUUCCCCGGGAUCCUCUCGCUCCCGGAGCGCCACCCGCAGCCGGCACCUGGGGCCCCACCAACCAGACCAUUGAGGACUGGCGCUCCAUCUACCGCAACACGUCGCUAUCCACCACCGAUGGCAGCGCCCCGCGGACCAUCGAUCCCGCCAGGGUGACCGGGACGAUCCCGAAGGACCUCAGCGGCACCCUCUUCAGGAACGGCCCGGGCCUCCUCGAGAUCUUCGGCAAGAGGCUCAACCAGUUCUUCGACGCCGACGGGCUGGUGUACUCGAUCGCCUUUGAGGACGGCGAGCUCACGUUCAAGCACAACUUCGUCGGCACCAAGGGAUUCACCGACGAGCAGGCCGCGAGGAAGAUGCUCUACAAGGGCGCGUUCGCCAUCGGCAACCCCAAGGGCGACUCCUUCUACAACCCGUUCGAUUUUGACGUCAAGAACGUCGCCAACACGGGCGUCGUGAACUGGGCCGGGGAGCUGUACGCGCUGUGGGAGGGUGGUAAGCCCCACAAGAUGGACCCGAAGAGCCUUAGGACCGAGGGCGAGGCGGACGUGGUGCUGGGCCAGCCCCUGGAGGUGCCCCAGAUGGCUGCGCACUACCGCGUCAUCGACUCUGAGGACCCGACGGAGAAGAGGCUGGUGGCGUUCUCCAUCGAGAGCGUGGCGGGGUUCCUGCAGCCCAACAAGUGCUGCUUCUACGAGUGGGACGUCCACGGGAAGCAGGCUGCGAGGAACGCGUUCGGCGUCCCCGACGCAUCCUUCGGCAUGUUCCACGACUGCCUCGUCACCGAGAACUGGUACCUGCUCCUCCAGAACCCGAACAAGUUCGACCCGCAGAAGCUCUUCGGCGAGUACAUGUUCGCGAAGUGCGCGCUGGCGGAGGUCAUCGCGUUCCAGGAGGGCCAGCCCGCUAAGCUGCACAUGCUCCCGAGGACGGACAAGGCGCGGAAGAUUGGCCAGAAGACCAUCGACGUCGAUAACCAGUUCUUCUUUCACCACGUGAACGCCUUCGAGCCCGAGGGGUGCGACGACGCGUCCCGGGUGGUGAUCGAUUCCGCGCCCUGGAGGUACAUGAACUUCGCGGUGAACCUGGACACGGUCACCCCCGCGUUCUACAACGGCGGCAUGAGGGUGGAGUACACGAGGUUCGACGUGGAUGUGGUGCGUGGGAUGUCCGAGCAGGCGCCGCUCAGCAACAGGGUGAUGGAGUUUCCGCAGAUUAACCACAAAAACACCGGCAAGCCGUACAGGUUCACGUACUGCGCGGGGGCGGCGGUGAAGGACGACGUCAAGUGGGGACCCAACCAGUGCCUGAUCAAGUUCGACACCGAGCCGAAGGUUGGCGUGAAAUCGGACGAGGAGGUGUAUUACUUCGGCGAGAGGACCUUCCUGCAGGAGCCCAUCUUCGCGGCCAAGCCCGGCGGGAACGACGAGGACGACGGCUACGUCCUGAUCGUCGCAAACCACGCCGGCGAGGACCUGUGCAGGCUGCACAUCUUCGACGCGAAGAAGAUUGGAGACGGGCCGGUGGCGUCGGUGGAGCUGGAGGAUCACCUCCCGCCGGGUCUCCACGGGUACUGGUCAAACGCCGUGCACAAGUGACCUUAUUCUUUCUAGCUCGCUCGCUGUCUUCUUAUUUGCUCUUUUACAUUACAAGGCGUCGAGUAGGGGCGCUUUCCCCUCGACAUAAAAUU